This is a messenger RNA of Dovyalis caffra, 1374 nucleotides long. The record is from the annotation of a GenBank genome assembly. Lineage: Eukaryota; Viridiplantae; Streptophyta; Magnoliopsida; Malpighiales; Salicaceae.
AUGGCAAAAACCGAUAAAACCAGGAAACUUAAAACCCCCAAAAAACCCGGAACCACCAGAAAACAGAAACCCCUAAAAAAACCUAAACUCAAGAAACGCAAAACCAAACCCAUCCCUUCUACAACCCGACAAGCCGAAACCGAAACCGAUUCCGAUUCCGACGCAGACGAUCUCUCAACUCUCCUCGAACCCUACACAAAAGACCAAUUAAUCGACCUAAUUACCGAUUUUUCCAUCAAAAACCCCUCUUUGUAUUCUCUAAUUGAGCAACACGCGGACCGCGAUGUCACUCACCGGAAUGUUUUUGUCCAUGGCUUCUCCUGGGACACCACGCGGCAAGACCUCGCAUCUGCCUUCGAACCCUUCGGAGAAAUCGAGGAAUGCAAUGUUGUAACAGAUAAAGCAACAGGUAAAGCAAAAGGGUAUGGUUUUGUUUUGUUUAAGUCGCGAAAAGCCGCAAUUUCUGCAUUGAAAGAAGCGAAAAGAAUGGUUGGUGAUCGGAUGGCUAGUUGUCAAUUGGCUUCUGUGGGAUCCUCUAAUGCGGCGGCGGCGGCAGCGGCCAAAGGUAAGGAACUGGAUGGUGGGGUGAGGAAGAUAUAUGUGAGUAACGUGGGAGUGGGUAUUGAUAAGGAAAAGUUGAGAGAUUUCUUUGAGAAAUUUGGAGAAAUUGAGUAUGGGCCAAUCGGGUUUGACAAGGAGACUGGGAAGUCAAGAGGGUAUGCAUUGUUUGUUUAUAAGACUGUGGAGGGAGCCAAAAAGGUAUUAGAGGAGCCUCAUAAGAUGUUUGAAGGGCAACAAUUGCGCUGUUCAGUUGCGACAGAAGGAAAAAACAAGAGUAAUCAAAAUGUGGCACUGGGAAACCAACAAGUGGGGCAGUACCAGCAGCAGCAGGUGCAUCAACAGUCUCAAGGGCAGGUUUUGGCUGCCGUGGCGGCAGCCCAUAAUUUGGCAUUGUUUGGGCAGCAUCCCGGGCUUAAUCCACUGUACAACGCAUUGUUGGGGAACACGGGUGUUGGUCGAGGCAUGACAAGUCCAGCAAUGGCGGGUGCAAUUGGCCAGAGUGUGGCAACAAGUCAAGUGGGAGGAUUAGGAGUUGGGAGUCAGUCGGCACUGGGCGCUUAUAGGGCUGCCCAAGGGUUGCAGCAUGUUUAUCCUAGUACUACGCAGAUUGGGCAGGCAGGGAUGGGUAGGGGUCAGGGAGCUGGUGGAUCAUUUGCUGGCUAUCCAUCGUAUAUGUGGUAUGGUUUAUUUAAGCUAGAUUUCGAUGAUGCUGGAGUAGGAACUAGGAAGAUUAAUUUCAAGAAAAGCUUCACUUUGGGGUUUUAUGAGGAAAUCCUAGCUCGAGAUAUAAUGCAGGAGGGACCUUGGGCCUGA